Messenger RNA from Panthera uncia (snow leopard), 722 nucleotides. It is a transcript of the gene FDX1, whose product is annotated as ferredoxin 1. NCBI's taxonomy places the organism in Eukaryota, Metazoa, Chordata, Mammalia, Carnivora, Felidae. The transcript has 4 exons. Gene Ontology annotation, biological process: positive regulation of oxidoreductase activity; P450-containing electron transport chain. Gene Ontology annotation, molecular function: 2 iron, 2 sulfur cluster binding. The record is from RefSeq and is a predicted model, not a curated record. Gene Ontology annotation, cellular component: mitochondrion. Bases 114 to 692 code for a protein of 192 amino acids.
GUGCUCCUCCCCGCGGCCCCCCGGCGUCUAGGCUCGCCCGCGCUCGCCGAGCCUCUCGCGGCGGCUGCCGUGCGGCCUCAGCGUCGCUUCCGGUAGUUACCCGACCGCCGGCCAUGGCCGCCGCGGGGGGCGCCCGGCUCCUGCGCGCCGCCUCCGUGGCCCUGGGCGGCGCGGCCUAUCGUUGGCUGCUCCACGCCAGACCCCGCGCGGGAGCCGGCUGCCUCGCGGGGCUCGGGGGGCCAGGGGGGCCGGGGGGGCCGGGCCGGGGCGGCGGCGCGCUGGCGCCCCGGACGCUGAGCGUGUCGGCGCCGGCGCGGAGCAGCUCAGAAGAUAAAAUAACAGUCCACUUUGUAAACCGUGAUGGGGAGACGUUGACAGCCAAAGGGAAAGUCGGUGACUCUCUACUAGAUGUUGUGGUUGAGAAUAACCUAGAUAUUGAUGGCUUUGGUGCAUGUGAAGGAACCUUGGCCUGCUCUACGUGUCACCUCAUCUUUGAAGACCACAUAUUUGAGAAGUUAGAUGCUGUCACCGAUGAGGAGAAUGACAUGCUCGAUCUGGCAUACGGGCUAACGGAUAGAUCUCGGUUGGGCUGCCAAAUCUGUUUGACAAAGUCUAUGGACAAUAUGACCGUUCGAGUACCUGACGUGGUGGCCGAUGCCAGGCAAUCCAUUGAUGUGGGCAAGAACUCCUAAGCUAGAAUAAAUUGGAAUAUUUUCACAAAA